This is a messenger RNA of Engraulis encrasicolus (European anchovy), 868 nucleotides long. Its product is annotated as mannose-binding protein C-like. The coding region runs from base 1 to 771 and encodes 256 amino acids. The transcript has 4 exons. The record is from RefSeq and is a predicted model, not a curated record. NCBI's taxonomy places the organism in Eukaryota, Metazoa, Chordata, Actinopteri, Clupeiformes, Engraulidae.
AUGGCAGUCAUCGUUUGGUCCAUGCUGUACCUCACUGUUCUUCUGUUCUCCCUGGGAAAUGCGGCACUAACUGACUCCCCACCUGGCGACUCGUGCUCAGCUGGCGUAACUGGCAGCCCUGGGCACAACGGACAGCCUGGCAGAGAUGGCAGAGACGGCAAAGAUGGGCGAGACGGAGCCACAGGACCUAAAGGGGACAGAGGAGAACCAGGUGACCCAGUGCCUGGCCCACCAGGUAAAAUGGGUCCCGCUGGCCCACCAGGUCCCAGAGGAGAAAGGGGGGACAUGGGAGUACCAGGUAGCCUAUUAGCUUACAACGUUUUUUUUCUUGCAGAGCAUGAUAUGGACAACAUGAUGUUGAGGAUUUCUCUUGUGGAAAAGGCUGCAAGUUUCCGCAUCUUCAGAAAGGUGGGAGGCAAGUAUUACGCCACAGAGGGCCUGCAAAGCUCAUUUGAUACGGGUCUGAAAUUCUGCAGAGAUGCUGGAGGUGAUCUUGUGUUGCCCCAAAAUGAAAAGGAGAAUGACGUUCUUGCGAGUAUGUUGGCACAAGUAGGGGGAAGUCAUGGAUGGCUCGGGACAACGGACAGAAAGACUGAAGGGACUUUUCUGGACACGAAGGGGAAUCCUCUGAACUUCACAAAAUGGGGGGAAGGAGAGCCAAAUAACCAUGGAAAUGGGGAAGACUGUGGCCUGAUCUUUCAAAACUCAGGAGGGUGGAAUGAUGGUGGCUGUGAUAGUAAUUUUCACAUAGUAUGCGAGUUAAAUAACUGAAGGACAAGAAGGCUCAGCUGAUGAAACAGGCCUAUAACACCAGCCAAAAAAUCCUUCCUAUCACGACUGUCUGAGAAUUUGAUUUAGCUUUGUAAAU